This is a messenger RNA of Exophiala bonariae, 5163 nucleotides long. RefSeq lists its product as uncharacterized. Lineage: Eukaryota; Fungi; Ascomycota; Eurotiomycetes; Chaetothyriales; Herpotrichiellaceae. Gene Ontology annotation, molecular function: DNA-binding transcription factor activity, RNA polymerase II-specific; DNA binding; zinc ion binding. The transcript is spliced from 8 exons. Bases 1 to 5163 code for a protein of 1720 amino acids. Gene Ontology annotation, biological process: regulation of DNA-templated transcription; peptidoglycan turnover; carbohydrate metabolic process. The record is from RefSeq and is a predicted model, not a curated record.
AUGGCUCCUCCAUCAAGGUUUCGGCCCUGGGAACAUGCAGACCUAGAUGACACCUCUCACGAUGCUGCGAACAACCAGAGCGCCAAGUCAAGUCAGACCCAGGGCCUUGUACGACCUCAGUAUCAGACACGGUCUGUUUCCUCAAGCUCUUAUCAUCACUCGCCUACUUUUCGCAAUGAGGUCCAUUCUGAUCCGACCACUGCGAGCAAACCGGAGAUUGCUAGUUCUCCCCCCACAGGUGCAUUAUCUGUCAAUAAAAGAAGCUUUACAACAACCAGACUCCCCGACGAUGAAGAUCAGAGACCACGAAAACGCUCUUUAAAGACCCUUCAAGCCAAACCUAGCUUGCUCCACUCCAACACUACAGAAUCAAAUCUCUCAUUGAGCAGCGCAGAGGCCUUGGCCAGAUAUAGUGGACCCAGAGUACGCAAUGCUUCUGUCGCAUGCCUCCAAUGUCGAGCAAAACGUCGAAAGUGCGUCAACAAUGGGCAGUCACCUUGUGAAGCUUGCAUCGCUAACGACAUACCAUGUGUCAUUGACCGCUCGCUCGACCAGCGCCGUAAAGCUGCUCAUCAACGCAGAGGGCAACAAAGCGAGCAAGAGAAGCAUAUUUUGGCCGAUCUACUCGAAGUUUUGCGGCAACCAGACAUGAUGCACGUGCACGCAGCCAUAGACUUCGUCCGAAGUGGCGCGUCUCAUGAGCAGCUGGACGUGUAUCUUCGAUCAUGCUUAGGGAAUGACCAGAGAGAUGAUCUGGCCACGAGUUCUGAAUGCAUUGAUGGGACCACGGCCCCUGCUGAUGCUGCUUCAAUACGUGACACUAGCCCCAAACAAGUAUCCGACAUUAGCAACCCUAAAGAAGCGCUGUUAGCGUCUGAGCAGAAAGAUGCUCAUUUCAGACAAUCAUCUAUCAAUGUCGACAAGUCUCUUCUCAUUGGCUCCUUACAAAAGUUGGCUUAUGAUGCGGGCCAUCAGCAACCCCUGCUUAUUUCCCUCGAUCAGGAAAAUGGUCUGGUCAAUUCGAUUUUCGACUCUGACCACAUCACUCAAUUCCCCUCUGCUAUGGCCAUAGCAGCAUCAAGAUCGCCACUAUUGGCAAAGACUGUGGCUACAGCGACAGCGAAGGAGCUGGCGUGCUUAGGUGUGAAUCUCAUUCUAGGUCCGGUCCUCGACGUUCAUGCUCGUGGCCAAGCUCAACAAAUGGGCGUGCGCUCACUAGGAGAAGACAAUCAUACUGUAUCCGACUUGGGUCUGGAAUACGUCAAAGGCUACCAUUUAGGAGGCCUGCUGAGCUGUGGGAAGCAUUUUCCCGGCUAUGGUAACUUGAUGUUCCCAGGAAACCUCUCUGAUAUCCCUAGCGUUCCUGGGACGCUUGAUCAAUUGUACUACUCAUCACUCGCCCCUUUUCAAGCUGCAGUGGACAAUGAUAUCGAUUCGAUGCUGGUUGGAGCAUGCGCCAUGCCGGAUGUUGAAUACGAGAACGUACUACAUGCUUGCCUUUCACGGCACGUCGUCACCAAUCUUCUCCGAGAACGAAUUGGCUUCAACGGUGUGGUGAUAUGUGAAUGCCUUGAGAUUGAGUCCAUGUAUGAGAGCUUCGGCGUUGGACAAGCAUCCGUUAUGGCAAUUGAUGCCGGAUGUGAUUUGCUAAUGGUAUGUAACUCUUACUCUAACCAAGCAGAGGCAAUCUCGGCAGUUCAAGCAGCCGUCGCUUCCAACGUCAUGUCGAUCGAUAGAAUCCUUGAAUCAGCCGGCAGGAUUUCUGACAUGAAACGCAAGCUUCUGACCUGGGACCGAGCUCUGAAUCCCUCGGGAAUCAAUGGACUAGAAUUGCUGAAAGAAGAGCACAAAGAUCUGUCAAUUGAAGCCUAUGAGAACUCAAUCACGCUCAUACGCGAUCGACCAAAAGUUCUUCCCCUCUCUGCCGGAGCAGAUUCAACGGCAAAGCUUUUGUUGUUGACACCUCUGGUGGAAACAUUCCAUGGAGCUCAAUCUCCGAUGUCAAUGGAAGACGACACCAUGCUACCCACGAAGAGCUCACAUGCGAUUAGGUCCAGACCACAAACCGCUGGUAAUCUUGAUGGCGAAGCGGCUUUUCAAUCUUUUGGACGCUCUUUGGCCAAGAUGUGGCCUGGAAAAGUAGUCCAUACAUCAUACACCGCCAGCGGAGUUAGUCCAUUGCAUGAAAGAUUGGUAUCUGAGGCAGCAGCUGUCGUACUACUCACCGCAGAUGGCUUCCGAAAUACUUAUCAAUACGGAUUCACGAAAUAUAUCCUGACUUUGUGUAAGAGCCAGUCCUCGGUUGCUAACAACCACAAACCCUGUGUGGUCGUGGCAGUCAGCUCACCAUACGACUUCUCCAAUGACGAGACUGUUUCCACAUAUCUCUGCACCUAUGAUUGCACCGAAGAGGCUUUGAGAUGCCUGGGUCGAGCACUAUUCGGCAUGCUCACUCCCACUUCUCGAUCCGAUGCUUCAUCGAAAUCACAACCAGUUUUGGACAGUGGAAGAGUUCCAGUACAGCGCCAACUAUGGCUUGUCGAAGAUUUCGUUCCGUCGAGAGACCUGGACGGGCUUCAGGAGCUACUGGAUCGAACACUCAGCACCUCCUCAGACCGCGCUGAAAUGGUUGAAGCACACUUUCCCACCUAUUGUUUCAAAUCUUCUUCAUACUUGGUGGACUUCGAACCGAUGAUUCAGUCACAUCAUUUUGUGGUUAGAAACAGCAGUACACGAGUCGUAUAUGGAUUUUGUGCUACAUACUAUGUUUCGUCUCUUGGUCUAGCAUCUGUGGGACUGAUUUUGGUAGAUAUUGAGAAGCGACAGAAGGGUAUUGGUUUUUCCUUGCACCAACGAGCUUUGUCCUACCUCCGUGGUUUGCGUGGCAUGAAACGUCUCCAACUUGGUACCACACUUCCAUCAAUCUACCCUGGAAUCCCUAAUCGUCUUAAUUCCACUCAUGUUGUUUUGAGGAAAUGGGUGAAGGCAAAAGGCUGGCUCUUCCAAAAUUGGAACAGGACUGCGGUGUUCACGAUACGAUCAUUUGCGCAGGACUUGUGGAGACCACCAGUCGAGAUUCAGGAGAAACUGUUCGCCAGACAUGUGGCCACUCAUGUGCAACACCUUUCCAAUUCAGAACCUUUACAGCGGCAUCUAGUUAAGGCUCAGCCUUACGCUGCACCUGGACGACCUAUUGAUCAGAAAGCUAUCACCACAUAUCUUUAUAACCAUGCGCAGGACCGAAGCCAGAAAGUUACUGUGGUGGUCUUGAAAGAGCAAGCAACGGACGACAUUGUGGGAUCAGCGAUUUUGUACCAUCCAGAAUCAGUCUUCGGCAGACUCUUUCCUCUUGAGGGAGAACAAAUGGGUGGUGUGACAGGUAUGAUGAUCUCAGACGAUCGACAACCGGAGGUCAUUGCUCAAGCCCUUUUGGUCACCGCUGCUGAGCAAUUAAAAGAGCGAGGAUUUGCAGGUUGUUGCGUCUUCCUGGCCGACCAAGAGCAUUUACACAAAAUUUUGUCCGAAUCUGGAUUUGCGAAAGUGCUUCAAUCCUACGAUACAAUUGCACUUUCGAUGGCUGAUUCGGCAUUCCUCGAUGAUGAGAAUUUAGGCGACCUGUUGGAUCGCAAUCUCGACCCAAUUCAAUAUGGGAACAUCUUCGAAAACUACGAUGAUAUCCAGAUAUCCACUUUCGAAGACGACUACUCGCUCUUCUUCAAUGACAUUAAUGAUGCCAACUUUGACCUCCAUGACGAGGGGUUUGACCUUGGGGCAAGCAAUAAUCCAUUACUAGUGACCCAGGAGUCUGAAGGUGUCAUGGAGCAUGUUCGCGAACAGUCGGCUCUCAGAAAACCCAGUCUGGAUACGAUUACACUAGACGUACCGUUACUAGCAUUUCAUAACAAUUUGAACGACGACGAAGGUAAGCCUCCCUCAAGUCUUGACCCUUCACUACUCCGGCUUGAGGCUCAAAUUGGCGGACGCAUCAAACUCCCGGAUCAGGCGAUCGGUGGUGGGACAGCGGCUUCCGAACCGAAUGAACUUACGUUCUAUCGACGGAAUUUAUUCAAAGUCGGUGCUCGAGUGCAUCUUACUCGGGAAGGCGCGACUAUCCUAUCUCAGCGAGGACUGCUCAAACUAGUUGCCAAGUUGGAUUCCAUCGAAAGCAUAGAAGGAGAACCCGUGAAGCUGAUCAAAAUUCCCAUUAAAAACGAUUCAACCUGCGAUGAUUCAACGUCCAAAGGAGAAGCAGUACAGCCUAUACUGCUAGAUCAUAAGGCUGUUGAUACCUCGGGUCCAGUAGCUCUCGACGUGUGCUGGGAUCGACUCCAGUUUCGACGGGCUACCACGAAAACCCGAGGAAGUGUUGCUCAGCGGUAUCAGCUACGUGUAACAAUUGCUGCGAUCAACAGAGACCAGUCUGAGAAAACGAUUGCUCAAGUGGCAAGCGAAUUUAUCGUGGUGAGAGGGCGGAGUCCAAAGAACUAUCCAGACCAAUCCAAAGGGCAAUAUUUUCCGGCCAAACUUGGGGGCAGUAGCAUGUCGCCACCAAUUCGGCGGGAGUCCACAUCCUCCAAGGCAACUCCUUUGGAUUUUCAACAAAAUAUCACCGGAGCAAGAUCCAUUGUAACGGCCACAGAGCGAAGCUCGAAUUCUUACUUUUCGACCAGACAACGAACAGAAGCGCUGCUCCCUAAUAAAUCUGGCCGAGGACAAUCUGCGGUUGCCAGAGUCUCAGAAAUCACAGAUCUAGAUCUGUAUUCCGAUGGAAGUGAAGGCUCAAGUUCGACCGAGAUGCUGACGACCAAGUUUGCCACGCACAGUUCUAUUCCACCAACGACUGUGGAUGUGGCCACCAAAUCUUUGGCCCAUAAGCCAACAAGCAUGGAGAAUCGGUCGGCCGUACGAGACGAGGAGCAACCUCUUGGAGGGCUGUUACUACCCACACUUCUCAGAAAAAACAACAAUACAACGGCUCUAGAUUCAAAGACCACCUCACUUGCCGAGGAGCAAGACUCCUAUGAGUACAUUCCCCUGUCCAUCAAUGACUGGUCCACUCCUGUUGAUCCUGUAUAUAGACCACAUGGAGUGCAUCACAAAGCAGUCAAGGAUCAGUAUGGCCGAUCCGCUGCUAAGAAGCGGUAUUUCAUAGAUGUCAAAUAG